AUGUCUCUCUAUGGACAGGUCUGCAACUACCGCCCCUACCCACCAUGCAACGUGAGCUGCCCCGCGCCCUACGCUGACGCCUGGAACCAGGCGUGUGUCACCUCCUGCGGGGACUCCCGUGCCGUGGUCUACCCACCACCUGUGGUCGUUACCUUCCCGGGCCCCAUCCUCAGCUCCUGCCCGCAGGAGAGCAUCGUGGGCACCUCAGAGCCCCUGGGCCUGGGCAGCCCCUUUGGCCGUGGGAACUACUUGGGUGCCGGCAGCUCCUUCGGGUCCGGCAUCUCCCUGGGCAGCGGCUACUCCUACCCUCGCUACUCCCGCAGGUCCACAACCUACAGCCGUGGGAGCUGUGGGCCCUGCUAA
This is a messenger RNA of Struthio camelus australis, 363 nucleotides long. The record is from RefSeq and is a predicted model, not a curated record. Lineage: Eukaryota; Metazoa; Chordata; Aves; Struthioniformes; Struthionidae.